Messenger RNA from Dracunculus medinensis (Guinea worm), 747 nucleotides. Lineage: Eukaryota; Metazoa; Nematoda; Chromadorea; Rhabditida; Dracunculidae. The record is from the annotation of a GenBank genome assembly.
UGGCAAGAGGAUAAAUUACUACUGAAUAAAUUAAACUGGAAAAAACUUCACUUAAAUUUCAUUUACUUAAUUUUACUUUAUUUAUUUAUUUCAUUUAAUUUUCAGGAAUUCAGAAAAUAUUGGAAUCAGCGUUAUCGUUUAUUUUCAAAGUUAGACGAAGGUAUUCUUAUGGAUAAAGAAGGUUGGUUUUCCGUUACACCAGAAAUAAUUGCGAAACACAUAGCUGAACGCGUUGUUACCUAUGAGGAUAUGCUAAUCGUUGAUGCCUUUUGCGGUGUUGGUGGAAAUACAAUUCAAUUUGCUUUAAAAGGAGCAAGAGUUAUCGCUAUUGAUUUGGACAAAAUAAAGUUAAAAUGUGCGCGACGAAAUGCCGAAAUUUAUGGUGUCAGGGAUCAAAUUUAUUUUCUUCACAUGGAUUUCUUUGAUUUUGUGAAGUGGUAUUGUCCACGAUUUCGAAAAAUGAGACAAAUUCUUUGUUCUAAUCCAGUAAAGCGUAAAACUGCUCUUUCUUCUGUGAAGGAUCAAUGGUCUAAUAUCGGGGCUGUUUUUCUUAGUCCACCGUGGGGUGGACCGUCUUAUUCAAAACGUGUAGUUAUUCAGAUUUUUUCACUUGACAACCUCGUACCGAACGGCUUUGAAAUUUUUUAUGCUGCAAGAAAACUGUCGAAGAAUAUUGCAUAUUAUUUGCCUAGGAGCACAAGCACUUCUGAGGUUUCCUUUGUCUUUUUUUAUUUAAAUCUUAUUUAA